AUGGUUGUUGGGGCGAUUCGGCUGAUACAAGCAUGCGUGGACGUGCUGAGUUCAAACGGUUGGCUGUCGCCAGCUGUGGCCGCCAUGGAGCUGGCACGAAUGGUCACCCAGGCCAUGUGGAGCAAGGAGCUCUACCUCAAGCAACUGCCGCACUUCACCAGUGACAUUAUCAAGCGAUGCCAGGACAAGAAAGUGGACACAGUGUUUGACAUGAUGGAACUGGAGGACGAUGAUCGCAGCAAGUUGCUGCAACUGUCCGACGCGCAGAUGGCGGACGUUGCACGCUUCUGCAACCGCUACCCGAACAUCGAGUUGAGCUACGAGGUGCAGGACAAAGAUCGCAUCAGCUCGGGUGCCUCGGUCAACGUGCUAGCCUCACUUGAGCGCGAGGAUGACGUCACCGGCCCUGUUAUUGCGCCCUUCUUCCCACAGAAACGCGAGGAAGGCUGGUGGGUUGUGAUUGGUGAUCCGAAGGCCAACACUCUGCUCUCAAUCAAGAGGUUGACACUCCAGCAGAAGGCCAAAGUCAAGUUGGACUUUGUUGCUCCAAGUCCAGGUCAACAUUUCUAUGCGCUUUAUUUCAUGAGUGACGCGUACCCAGGUUGUGACCAGGAGUAUGAGUUGAAAAUCGAUGUUGGAUAAUAUGAAUCAGCCGAGAGUGAAAGUGAUUAGAUGAAAUAAUAAUAGUUUAGAAGAUUGUAUAUAAUUUCAUGGGUGAAAACACAUUUUACUCAUUCCCCAACAAUAUAAUGUCUAGUUUAAGUUGUUUUAUAUCUGUAUUGAGUGUUCUUCUUGAUAGAAUAUAAUUAUUAUUUUAUUCCUCG
Nilaparvata lugens (brown planthopper) is the source of this 824-nucleotide messenger RNA. Its product is annotated as putative U5 small nuclear ribonucleoprotein 200 kDa helicase. Gene Ontology annotation, molecular function: RNA helicase activity; RNA binding. Gene Ontology annotation, biological process: spliceosome conformational change to release U4 (or U4atac) and U1 (or U11). Bases 1 to 642 code for a protein of 213 amino acids. The transcript has 5 exons. The record is from RefSeq and is a predicted model, not a curated record. NCBI's taxonomy places the organism in Eukaryota, Metazoa, Arthropoda, Insecta, Hemiptera, Delphacidae. Gene Ontology annotation, cellular component: spliceosomal complex.